CUAACCGCUGUGUAAAAUGUGAAUGGAUUACAUAACCGCGACGAGUGAUCGAUAUUUCCCGUGAAAGAAUUCCAUCGCUAAGACCAGUCUUCCUUACAUCAAUAAACUUUCUCAACACUAAUUUUUCGUUGACAUUAAAAAAAAGACAGGCAACGGCUCCAAAGAUCCGCGCUAACAUACUGGCAUCGUCAUCGGACUCCGAGAGCGGUGGUGUAACCCCUCCACCGCGCAAAAAGCUCAAAACUUGUGCCAGUAUGCAGACGAACGGUACGGUUUCACAGCACAAUGGCGAGACCUUAGAUACUCUCUCGGUUCCGCUGCAAAAUGGGAAUACGGAGACAUCGAUGAACGGUGGAGUGGAAAACAAACGGAACCCUCAAAAGACCAUGUCCAAAUCAGACAUGGACAUCAUACGUUUGAUUGGGCAGCAUCUUCGUGGAUUGGGGUUAAAUCACACUGUAAAUGAGCUUAUAGCAGAGUCUGGAUGUAUGCUUGAACAUCCUGCUGCUGCCCAGUUCAGAACUAACAUCAUGAAUGGUGAAUGGAACAAGGCAGAUGAAGACCUUGAUGAUUUGAGGAUUCUGGUUGAGAAGUCUGAAAACAUUCUGGAAAUGAAAUUCCUAAUCCUGGAACAGAAGUACCUGGAGUUGUUGGAAGAUGGCCACCUGUUGGAGGCUUUACACUGCCUGAGACAUGAACUCACUCCUCUCAGAUACAACACGGAGAGAGUGCACGAGCUUAGCAGUUACAUGAUGUGCAGCAAUCCAGAGGACCUGCAUGAUAUGUCUCAGUGGAACGGUAAAGGGCAACAGACCAGACAGAAACUCGUAGAAAAACUACAAGCAUUCUUGCCACCGUCAGUGAUGCUCCCUCCUCGACGUCUCCUCACACUGCUGAACCAGGCAGUGGAGCUUCAGAAGGAGAAGUGCCCCUACCACAACACCAAGUUCUCUAAUGGCUUGGAAGACGUCUCUUUGUUCUUGGACCAUGUUUGCAGCAGGGAGCAGUUCCCAUGUCAGACAAUGCAGGUGCUCAAUGAGCACUGUGACGAUGUCUGGUUCCUACGCUUCUCUCCGGACGGUUCCAUGCUCGCCACUGGCUCUAAAGAGGGAUCACUUAUCAUCUGGGAUGUCGAUAAGGAUACUGGUACAGUGAAGUUUAAGCGAACGUUUGAUAACCCUUCAUACGGCGUGUCAUAUAUUGCCUGGAGUCCGGACUGUACAUACAUCAUAGCCUGUGGACCAGACGAAUGUGCAGAACUCUGGCUCUGGAAUGUCAUUACUGGGGAGUUGAAGGUGAAGAUGAGCCAGUCUCCGGAGGACAGUCUGACGGGCGCCGCGUGGCACAGCGACAGUAGGAAGUUUGUGACGGGGGGCACCAAGGGACAGUUUUAUCAGUGUGACCUUGAUGGUAACGUGCUUGACUCCUGGGAAGGUGUGAGAGUCCAGUGCCUCGCUUGCCAGAACGAUGGGAAACUCGUGUACGCUGCAGACACACACUUCCGCAUAAGAGCGUACAACUUUGAUGAACUUACCGAUUCCCAUUUAAUUCAAGAAACACACCCUAUUAUGUCUUUCACAUUAAAUGCAACAGGGAGGCUGUGCCUACUAAAUAUAGCACAUCAGGGUGUCCAUAUGUGGGACUUGAAGGACCGAGUGUUGGUGCGGAAGUUCCAGGGUGUCUCACAAGGCACAUAUGCAAUACAUUCAUGCUUUGGAGGUCUCAAUCAGGAUUUUGUGGCUAGUGGUAGUGAAGAUAACAAAGUGUAUAUAUGGCAUUUGCGGCGUGAAAUGCCAAUAGCAGUAUUGGAGGGCCAUUCUCGCACGGUUAAUUGUGUUCACUGGAACCCCACAGUGCCUGGCAUGCUGGCUAGUGCGUCAGAUGACGGCACUGUCAGAAUAUGGGGACCUCGACCUUCAAGUCCAUCAAAAUUAGGUUCAAAUAAAAACUGUAUAGAAUCUGGCCGCAGCACCCCUGUAUAGCAUUGACCCCCCUUGGUAGCUUCCAACAUUUCUUCGCAUCCAUCCAUCAUCAGACAUUGGCUUUCUUCAUGUGAACGCCUCUCAUCUAUGGAAAUCAGUUAUUUUCUUAUGCGAAAACCAGACUUUCAGUGACUGAAUGAAGACUUUGAUUUUUGAGUUUCCUACACUUACAUUGACAAGUUAUUUGGGCGUUUGUAUUUAAAAAUGGUUAAAGUUUGCAAAGAAAUUGAAUUUAUAAUAACAUAAUUACAUUUUUCAAGUUGUUUUUCUGGUAAGGUUUUUAUAUCAUGACGUGGGAAUAGGAGGCUUCAAGCAAUUAUCUUGUCACUAUGUAUAUAUUGGGUUGUGUUUAACACUUUUGUCCCCAGCUAGAAGUUAAAGGCUUCACUGAGGUUAAAGUUCACAUACAGCCAUAAUAUAGUUUGCUUUUGACCGUGUAAUUCACAAAUAAAAAGCCUCAUAAUAAAAUUUACUGUCAGUUAUAUGCCUAGUGUGUGCACCUCAUUAUUUAAUGUUGGGGCAUCAGUGUUUGUACCAGACAUCCUGUUAGUAAUUUACUGCAAGUUUUGGGCUUCACCGGGAUAAAUGUGAACCCACUCAAAUGUUGCAUACAUCUUUUAUCUUCAAACAUGUAGGAAUAAGGGACCUAAGUGAUAUUUCAAUUACCUCCCUUGACAAACAAACAACAAGGUAAACCACAUUUAAAUUUGUUCAAACCGUUUUGGCAUUCUCGUUUUUUCUUGUCGUUUUCCAUAUAUAUAGUGUAAUAAUAAAUUGCUUAUUUUGUAAUAUUUAUGUUAAAAUAAGCAGGAAGUAAUGGAGUAUUUUGAUAUAGAUACGUUUUAAAAGCCUGUAUUUCAAAAGCAUAUAUCUGAUAACAUAAUGAAUUGAUGACCCAAUUAAGCAAUUCACCAUUUAGAACAAUAAAAACCAAUUGAACCAAUUGUUAUGACAUAACUUUUUGUGGGGAGUAUUCAUGGGAGAUAAAUGCCUAAGAUCUCCAAUUAUUUCAUGUUAGUAUGUCAAACUAGUAUUCUAAGGAAUUGUAUACAGAGUUUUUGUUUAAGUUUGCCAUUUUUGUUUUGAAUCAAGUAUUGGAGCUGAAGAGCUUGAUGUUUUUUUUAUGAUGCCACCUCCUGCUGUUUGCAAUUAUUUUUUUCUCACAAGUCUUAUUUAACAAAAAAAAUCCACCAGUCGGAAAGUGCAAUGCUGGUCAGUCGGGGCUUGAAAAACUCUUCAAGCACAAUUACUGGUAUUUAGUCUAGUUUUCCAAAAAUAUGCUUCGUUAAUAUUUAUAUGUGAUUAUACUUUCAUAAAGUGUUUGCAUAGAAAAUCUAGUAAAUUUUCACAGCACCAAAAUAAAAGGAUUUUUCUUUGCAUACAUGUAGUUACAUUUACAGGAUCAUGUUAACAUGGUGUGAGGGCAUGGAACAUGCGUUGUUAAGUCGCAAUGUUAUUGACUUGUUGUUAUUUCAAAAACACGAUUUCAAAGAUUAAUAAAUUUAGGACUAGAAUAGAAAGUCUGUGUGUGUGGUUUUCACUUUCAUGUUCAUGUAUUUAUGUAGGGUAGUUUGAAAAAUAACCCUUUUUAAUUUUUGUGUAAUUAUGUUUUCUACAUAAACAUGUAUGUGUAUAAAAGAAUGUAUUAUUUAAGAGGGAAAAUUAUAAAUAGUGUGACUUGUAAAAUUGUGAUAGUGACAUUUAUGUAAUGUGAAUUUCGACACAGGUUACAUCUGAUUUGUGUUUUUACGAAUGCUUUUUUUGUAUAAUUUGUACAAGAUAGUGAGGUCAGCUGUUGUACGAGAGCUCAUUUUUUUAUGUAUUUGUACUAAGUAGAUAAAGCGAAUGUGUUUUUUGAUAAGUAUGUUAUAAAUUGUAGGAAUGUAGGAAUAUUUUGAGAAAAGGUUUCUGAUGAGAAUAGGGAUAUUAAAACCAUUCAUGUCAAACAAUUUAUUUGCCUUAUAUUUCCAAAUGUUUUUUGUACAUAUGAUUCAUAAGCUAAUAAUUUCCCAAAACAUAUGAUAAAGAUUGAUAGUAAUUAUUGAAAGACACUGUUUACAAUGGAUUGACCUAUCCAAAAGUUAGACAUUUACUGAUCUGUACCCUGCUGAGUAGUUGCCCUUUAAAAUAACCAUUACCCACUAAUCAGGGUCGUUUCGCCCUAAUACCUAUUUGCCAGUGAGUCGUUUCGCCCUAAUACCCGUUCGCCCUAGGUCGUUUUGCCCUAAUUCCUGAGUCAUUUCGCCAUAGUUUUCAUAUGUAUACAGCAAUACAAAAUAAUUUAUCUUUAGAUUGUCACAAGCUGAAUUCAUACUUCCUUUUGAACUUUAACAACGAUGUUUGGGGAUAAGGGGAUCAUAAACAGCACAUAACUGGCAAUCUUCAUUGUCUUCUUCAAUGUUUACCAUAUAAUUUGCACACAACAAUGUGUCUAAUAUUCUAUAAAGUUUAGGGUAAACAAGUCACCGAUACAUACAAAACAAACAAAAUCAAUAUUAAAAGUAUACUGCUUAGAGUUUAGACAAGGAAAAAAUGUUUGUAAUUCGGUUCACUGCACAUUUCUUAAGAAUACGAUUGUGUUGAGUUACUAACAACACCAACAAGACAUUACAAAUACGUGUAACAGAUCAGAUAUUCUUUUUUUAAUUAUCUGAAUAUACGGUUGUCACCAUUAACGUCUCUUUCACACUUGUGGGUGGUAUAUUUCAUGGGUAAUAUAUCUGUGUGUAAGAGUUGUGAAAGGUAUUAUAUACAACGUACUUUAAUUAAUUAUCCGAUUAAAGAUAAUCGGCAUGUUAAUUAAUCCGCUUUAAUUGUAAUUCAACCUAAAAUAAGGGCAAAACAACCCACUUGUAAGGGCAAGACAUCCCAGGGCAAAAUGACUCAGGGUGUCCUAGGGCGAACAGGUUUUAGGGCAAAACGACCUGAUUACCAUUACCCAUUUUGAACUUUGAACCGUUUGGAAGUCUUGCUUGGUUUAUAUAAACACUAGCUUUGGAAAUGAAAGCUUUUUGUCAAUAACAUCACUAUUAGCAGUGCAUUUCUAUUCAGCGGUGGUUCAAUUUAAGAUGAUAGGUUGAUUUAUUUUACUGAACUGAAUGGUUUUCUUUAAUGUUAUGCUUUUUUUAAUAUAAUAAGUCAGAGAUUGACAGAGAUGAGCCAUUGGUAAAUGAUAAAAUCUUGAGCUUUUGUAUUUGUUUCUAAAAAUAUGAUUCUGUCAUUCAGACUGUUUUUUAGUUAUUCUGAAACAUUUGCAUUUUAAAAUAAUAAAAAAAAUAUUAUGUUGAUUCAGUACUUAAGAAAUUGUUGCUUAUUGAAAAUAAAAGGAAUGUUUUCUGUCACUUAUGUUCUACAAAGAUUUUUUGUUCUCUGUAUCUCGUCCUAGAUCCAGAUCUAAUUUGUUGUGCAUACUUCUAUUAUUUUAGGAUAUUAAAAAUUGCAUUGGUGCCGCCAAUUAAAAUGUGAGCAACGUAAUGUGAAAAUAUGUCUUAUGCCAUAUUUGCAGUCUGGUCAGGAACUAAGCAUUCCCCUGGUAAGUCACCCAAGGUUUAGUUGUCUCUUUAACAGAAAUUGUAGCUUCUGACCAUACUGCACAGAUGCUAAGACUGGUCUAUAUCUACACAGACAGGAAUAUGGCAUAGGAUACAUUUUAUAUGACGUGUGUCAUAUAAUACUCAUUAUAAAUGUUCACUCCAAUUUUAAUGAAUUGCAAGAAAAAAAGUCAUUACUAAGUGUAAUUACUGUUACUGUAAAUACAGAUUAUUUACAGAAAUAUUUAUAAAUACAAAAUAGCAUGAAUUGAAUUUAUUUAUGGUGCAGAAACACACACAAAACAGGUAGUCUGUAGUAAUGACAUGAAUAUUGUCAAAAGUUUAUUUCUACAUAUUUAUUGUGAUUAUUUUAUUAUUUAUGCCAUACUACUGGCUUGAAAUAGCGAAUAGUUGUAUAGCAAAUAAAUGUUUAGAGUGUACAUAAUGAGUAGAUGCUUUGAUAUGUUUACAAUCUUAUUGUUCAAAAUAGAGCUACAGAGUAAAUAAUCUUAUACAAGUUUUGUUUUCUUUUGUUCAAAUUGAGUUGAAAAUGAAAAAUUGGAUGUUUUUGUGAGACUUUGAGAAAGUGAGUAUUUGGAACGUGAUUUUGUUCACCUAAGGUAUUUAUGUGAAACCAGAAUGUUUGUAAAUGUGUUGCUUGGAUUUUGUUUUAUUCCCUCAUGUAUUCUUUGUCUACACUAUUUUAUAAAUGACUAACAGUAAAGAUUUUAACAAAA
Messenger RNA from Dreissena polymorpha, 6249 nucleotides. RefSeq names its product WD repeat-containing protein 26-like. Gene Ontology annotation, molecular function: protein binding. The record is from RefSeq and is a predicted model, not a curated record. The transcript has 15 exons. Gene Ontology annotation, cellular component: GID complex. Gene Ontology annotation, biological process: proteasome-mediated ubiquitin-dependent protein catabolic process. Lineage: Eukaryota; Metazoa; Mollusca; Bivalvia; Myida; Dreissenidae. The coding region runs from base 255 to 1982 and encodes 575 amino acids.